AUGAGCGUUAUACACGAAGAACUUCACGUAUCAGGUUCAAGCCUCCGUGAACAACCAAUCGAACAAUUUUCAAGCAUUGCUUGUGUGCAGUGCCGAAAAGGACACAGAAAGUGCGAUAAACGCUUACCAAACUGCAGCAAUUGCAAGAGACUCGGCAAAGAAUGUUCAUACAGGUCUCCAAAGAAGAGAGGACCCCAACCAAAGAAGGGUGAUAACGAGAACCCACUUGCUCUCCCUGAAAUGGGCCACGAUCAUGACGACGACAUGGGCGAAGAUGAGCAUUCACACACUCAAUCACAACAAAGAAAGAGAAAACAAACUGAGCUUCAGCAAGAUGAUGCAAACAAUUUCGAUUCUGACUUUGUUACUCCUGGAGCUUCAAGUAACAUUUCACCUAAUAGUGGUGACACCCAUGCUUCUUCUCUUGUACCAACAUCGAACGGCCCGAUUGAUCAAUCAUCAACGAGACUUUCUGAAGAAUACAUUAAGAAGCUUUGCUUUGACGUUUAUAAGGAAAUUGUUGGCGAUUGCCUUCCUGUUGCACAAAAAACCAAGAUGGACAAACUAAUGAACCAUUCACUCUCUGGCAACAACAUUGUAACAGGUGCUGUAAAGAAGAAGAAGCUUAUGAAUGAGAUUGAUGUUCCAGACUUGGCUCUUCUGUAUGCAUUGCAAUCGGUUUGCUUCCAAAGAAUUGGUCAACAUGAUCUUUCAAAACAACUCUAUCAACGAUCGAGACAGACCGUAUCCACAGUUUUUGAUAACAUUACAGACUUUAAUGUUGUUUGUUCGUAUGCAUACUUGUCAAGCUAUUUGGUUGGAGAGGGAGAUUUCUUGGGAGCUAAAUUCUAUCUCAAUUCUGUACUCUUCUACCUCGAACAACAAAAGCACAACACAAGCGAAUCUGACGCAGCAUUCUUGAAGAGCUUAACGACGGUCAUUCACUUGGCAAUGGAAGAAGACAAGUCUCAAGUUUGUUUCCUUCUGAAUCGACUUCUCUCGCUCAUCAUUACCAAGCAUCCAGAACUUAACAUUGAAGCAUCAGAGAAUGGAUUUUUAAUUUGUGAAGAGGAACUUUCUGAGAAGAUGAGAAAAUUGGAUCUACUGACCAACUCUCUGAGCACGUCAUGCACUGACACCUUGUGCUCUUCGAAGAAGGAUCUCAGCAAAAUUGUGUAUCUUAUGUAUUUGGACACAAUGAGAAUCAAGGUUUUAGAAAAGCACGGAAUGAAAGACUCGAUACAUGUCAAAGAGGCAGCCGAUAGAAUUACUUCUCUGACGAGAAUUCCAACAUUUGAGUUGGCUCCUGUUAUUGUUGUGAGGUCUAUAGCUGUUGCUGCACGAGUUCACUACAACUUGAUGGUUAAGGAUCUUUCUGCCUUCCAGGAUGACAUGUUGGUGAGAUCUCUCAGUGAUGAUUUGAAAGCACUUAAAUUGCUUGGUACCAAGUAUGAAGUGGUUAAAACUCGUUUCCAACAACUCAUUCGUGACAUUGAAUUGAUUUUGGAACAAGCUGAACUGUUUAGACUUCAACGUCACAACUCAACUUCAUUUAACGGCCAACCUCAAUCCUUUGAGGCAACAGACAUCUUCUCCAUGAUCAACUCCAAUCCAAACUUUUAUACUCCAUACUUGUUCAGUCAAGAUGCUCUCGGAAAUACUGUCGAUCAAAACAUUUCGCAGAUACUCAACAAUGAGCAACAACAAACUCAACCACAACAUCCCCAUCCACCAACAGACGACAUGUUCUUACCUCCAUUUGAUGCAUUUGGAGUCAUGGCAGAUCAUGCCAAUCUUGGCAAUACCUCCACUCAACAAAAUAACCUUGACUUUUUGGACUCUCUUAAUGGAUUGUUCCAAUAG
Molecule: messenger RNA, 1863 nt
Organism: Naegleria lovaniensis
Lineage: Eukaryota; Heterolobosea; Eutetramitea; Acrasida; Naegleriidae
Exons: 2
Coding region: 1-1863 (620 amino acids)
Biological process (GO): regulation of DNA-templated transcription
Cellular component (GO): nucleus
Molecular function (GO): zinc ion binding; DNA-binding transcription factor activity, RNA polymerase II-specific
Source: RefSeq, a predicted model, not a curated record